GUGUGUGGUGAAGCUGCUGUCACUGAUAAUGGCUCAUUGUGAGUCUGGUUUGUUUCUCGUAGCCUCUCACGAUCAGCACGCCGUCCCUCGCCGUGGCUGAGAACAUGGCUGACCUCAUCGAUGGAUACUGUCGCCUGCUCAGCGGCGUCAGCACGUCCUUCAUCGUCCGAGCGCACAAAGAGGGGGAAAGAGCUCUUCCAUCCAUUCCAAAACUGGCCAACAGUGAGAAGCGGCUGGAGGGGGUCCGGCCAGGAGUUCGGACCAUCUCUGUUUCAGAAGAUCUAAGCGGAGAUGAAACAGACGACUAUGCAGAGAUCAUAGAUGAAGAGGACACCUACACCAUGCCCUCUACCCAAUGCUUUGGAUCAUACACAGCUCAGGACUAUGAGAUCCAGCGGGACAGAAUCGAGUUGGGACGGUGUAUCGGCGAGGGACAGUUUGGUGACGUCCAUCAAGGGGUUUACAUGAGUCCGGAGAACCCUUCGUUAUCUGUGGCCAUCAAGACGUGUAAGAACUGCACCUCAGACAGCGUGCGUGAGAAGUUCCUGCAGGAAGCUCUGACGAUGCGGCAGUUCGACCAUCCGCACAUCGUGAAGUUGAUCGGAAUCAUCACUGAAAAUCCCGUCUGGAUCAUCAUGGAGCUGUGCACGCUUGGAGAGCUGAGGUCGUUCUUGCAAAUAAGGAAGUACAACCUGGAGCUGUCCGUGCUGAUUCUGUUCUCCUAUCAGCUGAGCACAGCGCUGGCGUACCUGGAGAGCAAACGCUUCGUGCACAGGGACAUCGCUGCCAGGAACGUGCUGGUGUCUUCCACAGACUGUGUGAAGCUCGGUGACUUCGGUCUCUCCAGAUACAUGGAGGACUGCUCCUAUUAUAAAGCUUCUAAAGGAAAACUUCCGAUCAAAUGGAUGGCUCCUGAAUCUAUAAACUUCCGUCGGUUCACCUCGGCCAGCGACGUCUGGAUGUUCGGUGUGUGUAUGUGGGAGAUCCUCAUGUUGGGCAUCAAGCCCUUCCAGGGUGUGAAGAAUAACGACGUGAUCGGGCGGAUAGAGAACGGCGAGAGGUUAGCGAUGCCCCAGAACUGCCCUCCGACCCUCUACAGUCUGAUGACCAAGUGCUGGGCGUACGACCCCAGCAAACGGCCGCGCUUCACCGAGCUCAAGACGCAGCUCAGCACUAUCCUGGACGAGGAGAAGGCCCAGCAGGAGGAGCGUUUCCGUAUGGAGAUGAGGAGACAGGUCACCGUGUCCUGGGACGCCGGCAGCUCAGACGAGGCUCCUCCGAAGCCCAGCAGACCUGGUUACCCGAGUCCUCGAUCCAGCGAUGGAUAUUUCCCUAGUCCUCAACACAAUCACUACCAGGGGUCUGGAUAUCCCGGAGCAGGACUCCCUCCGCAGGCGUCUGUCCUCGACCCACAUGAAGCAUGGAACCAUCACAGACAGGAGGUGCCCGUGUGGUCCCCAAACAUGGAGGAUGGGGGCGCUCUGGGGCGGAGUCACCUGAUGGAGGAGACGCUCAUCAAACAGCAGCAGCAGAUGGAGGAGGACCAGAGAUGGCUGGAGCAGGAGGAGAGCUUCCUGAAGCCGGAGUCGAGGAACUCGAGGGGCAGCAUCGACCGCGAGGACAGCGCUCUCCAAGCCCCGAUGGGGAAGCAGCACAUUUAUCAGCCCGUGGGUAAAGCAGAACAUGUGGCUCCUCCGAAGAAGCCGCCGCGUCCCGGCGCUCCGAGUCACCUGACCAACCUGAACCCCGCAGACAGCUACAACGAGGGGGUCAAGCCCUGGAGGAUCCAGCCUCAGGAGAUCAGUCCUCCUCCCACAGCAAACCUGGACCGCUCCAGUGAUAAGGUGUAUGAGAACGUGACGGGGCUGGUGAGGGCCGUGAUCGAGAUGUCCAGCCGCAUCCAGCCCGCGCCGCCCGAGGAGUACGUGCCCAUGGUGAAGGAUGUUGGACUGGCGCUCAGGACUUUACUAGCGACGGUGGACGAGACCAUCCCGGUGUUACCGGCCAGCACUCACAGAGAGAUCGAGAUGGCUCAGAAGCUGCUGAACUCAGACGUGGCGGAGCUCAUCAGUAAGAUGCGUCUGGCGCAGCAGUACGUCUUGACCAGUCUGCAGCAGGACUACAAGAAGCAGAUGCUGACCGCGGCUCACGCGCUCGCUGUCGACGCCAAGAACCUGCUGGACGUCAUCGACCAGGCUCGGCUGAAGAUGCUGGACCAUCAGCCGGACCUUCAACACAGCUCACCUUACACAAACACACCUUCAUAAGACAAGAGCAGACGAAGCGCUUUACAUCCGCUCGCAGCAGCAUGCUUUCUCUUCUAUCCAGAGAUGAACUUUCUCAGCGCUGGAGAAUCUGCAGCUGGAAACAAAUCCAAAGGUUUCUCGACAUCACUGAUGACUUUAUAGACUUCGGAGGUCAAGGUGCUUUAACAACAUCCUCCGAGAAACUCAAACCAAACCAGAGUCAUGUUUAACAGAUCGUUUUUAAGGAAUCACAGCUAUUGUAUGAAACCGAGGGAAAUCCCAGUGCCAAUAUAGACACAUAUCUGAGCACACACUGAUCACUCUUAUAAUCGAAGCUGCCUUCUGAAUUCAUCUGAAGAGACGUAAUUCUGUAACUCAUGUCAUGUUGUUGUUGU
This is a messenger RNA of Carassius auratus (goldfish), 2641 nucleotides long. RefSeq names its product focal adhesion kinase 1-like. Gene Ontology annotation, cellular component: focal adhesion. Gene Ontology annotation, molecular function: ATP binding; protein tyrosine kinase activity. NCBI's taxonomy places the organism in Eukaryota, Metazoa, Chordata, Actinopteri, Cypriniformes, Cyprinidae. The transcript has 24 exons. Gene Ontology annotation, biological process: signal complex assembly; protein phosphorylation. The record is from RefSeq and is a predicted model, not a curated record. The coding region runs from base 105 to 2267 and encodes 720 amino acids.